AUCCCUUGUUCCUUGUUAAUGUCUGCUUAUUUUCUGUCUAUGGACUACAGUAAAGAAAGUCAAUCCAAGAAGCAGAAGUGCAGGUCCGGUGAGAAUCACCCGAGAGAUGAUAUGGCUUCUCUACCCCGAGAAGUUUCCCUUGACAUAAUUUCCAGGCUUCCCAUUACAUCUCUGAUGCGAUUCAGGUCAGUCUGCAAAUCCUGGCACAACUUGUCUCAUGAUCAUCAGCUUGUUCAUUUGCACCUGUCUCGAACAUCAAACGACAAUCCAUGCCUCAUAUUUCACUGCAACUAUCCCAUCAGAAACUGGCUUUACUUUGUUUUGUUGUCCGGUCAUGAUGAUGAUGAUGAACAAGUAGUCAGAAGAAUCGAUCCCCCUUUUGCAGCAUCUAUGUCAGACUUUAAUGUGGUAGGAUCAUGUGCUGGCCUGUUAUGUCUAUCUGAUUCUUUGUUCCACUCUUCUCUGUUCAUAUAUAAUCCUUUUACUGGGAACCACAAAGAACUGCCAAAAUCCAUUACAUUUCAGCACCGGGAACAAAGGGUGGUUUCUGGAUUCGGAUUUCACUCGAUUUCUAAGCAGUACAAGGUGGUCAAGAUUGUCUACUAUGCCACCGACCCGAGGUACUACCGGCCUUCUGGUAGGGUCGGGACUCACUGCUUCAACCAAUCAGAUGUUCAAGUGCUCAGCCUUGACAGCACCAAUUGGAGAAGCAUUGGAGAAGCCCCUUACUGGCUGGAGUUCGGGUCAACCGGAGUGCUGGUGAAUGGAAGGCUGCACUGGUUAAGAAGAAACGCUGGGUAUUAUCUCGACGGGAGCAUUGCAUCCUUUGAUCUAGCCGAGGAGCGGUUUCAGGACAUCCCAAAACCUUAUUUUGGUGAGAUCAUCAGCCUUAUGGUUCUACAAGGUUGUCUUUCUGGUGUGACAUUCAAUAAUAGGUGUUUCAAGAUUUGGGUCAUGAAAGAAUAUGAGAGGAAAGAGUCCUGGGUGAAACAGUUCACAAUUGAGUCUUCACUAAUGCCCAGAUUUAGCUAUCCAAAGCUACCAUAUAAGCUGUGGAAAGAUGUUUUAUGCAUCCCAGUAGUGAGAGUUCUGUGCCUUAUGAAAAAUGGUGAGUUGCUGAUACAGUGCAAAGGUGUUGGCCUGAUUGCAUAUAAUCCUCAGAGUGGUGUGUUUAGGCAUCUAGACUUUCCUGGGCUGCCUAAUAUCUUUCUCACAAUUGUUCAUCUUGCUAGCCUUAAUUGGAUUGAUAUUGCUAUUUAAUUAGAUCACAGACAAAAUCUAUCAUACUAUGCGGCAAUUUGUUCUUAGGAAAUGGAGAAUUUUGUGUAAAAUUACUUAGUUGCCCUUGACAAUUUUUGUAAUAUAGA
Molecule: messenger RNA, 1367 nt
Organism: Ipomoea nil (Japanese morning glory)
Lineage: Eukaryota; Viridiplantae; Streptophyta; Magnoliopsida; Solanales; Convolvulaceae
Product: F-box protein At3g07870-like
Exons: 1
Coding region: 19-1260 (413 amino acids)
Molecular function (GO): protein binding
Source: RefSeq, a predicted model, not a curated record